GCCAACCAGGACUUCAUGAGAAAUUCCAGUUUGCAGUCCAGGGUGGAGUCCUUCUUCCCCUACAAAGCCAAGAGGCCGCCCGUGUUAAACGCCAGCUACGGACCCUUCUCGGUGGAGCAAGCAGUGCCCCAGGACCUCCUGCUGACUUCCAGCUCCUUUGGAUCCGCCAACAAGUUCACCUACAACUGGAAGCUGCAGGCCUACAUCCUGAGCAGCAAGAUCUACCUGAGCAAGCCGCGGGUGCAGGUGCUGUUCUACAUCGUGGGCAGGGACUGGGACGAGUACAGCCCCGCGGAGCGGCUGCCCUGCCUGCGCGUGUUCGCCUUCCGCGAGACGCGCGAGGUGCGCGGCAGCUGCCGCCUGCGGGGGGACCUGGGGCUCUGCGUGGCGCAGCUGGAGCUGCUGCCCAGCUGGUUCAACCCCCCCACGGUGCUCACGGGCCGGAAGAAGCCAGCGGAGCAGCUGGAGGGGAGCCCCGUGGAGCUUUACUACACGGUGCAGCCCGGGGACGAGAAGGGCGAGUGCACGGCCGAGGAUCUCCGCAAGGGCAACGCCAUCCGGCCCGGGAAGGAUGGCGUGGAUGAAAGCAUGUCCCACCUGCAGAGGAUUGGCUCUGUCAGCCUCUACCGUGGCCAGGAGGCCUCCCAGCUCACGGAGCUGCGGCUGGACAGCAACGUUGUGGUGUGGCUGCCCUCCAAGCCCGUCAAGCAAGGCGAGGUUGUGAAUGUUUACGUGACGAUUGCCAACAAUUCCACCGUGGAUCAGUUCAUCCUCAGAGCAAAGGUGAAGAAAGGAGUGAACAUCCUGGGCGCGAGGACGAGCGACCCGCGGCAGUGGGACGUGAAGCAGGAGGUGGGCAAUGGUGGCAAGCACUCCACCACCACAGUCCUGUGCCAGAGGAUAGCCCCAGGCUCCAGGAACAGGAGCACCAGCCUGUUCCACGAGGUCGUGCAGCUGGAGUUUGAGAUCGCCAGCUUCAGCAGCCUGUCGGGCACACAGCCCAUCAGCUGGCAGGUGGAGUACCCCCAGCACGGCUCCUCCGAGCCCGCCCUGGCCGAGAUCUUCAUCUGCCAGAAGGACCUGGUGGGCAUCGUGCCCCUGGCCAUGGACACAGAGAUCCUGAACACGGCCAUCCUGACGGGCAGGACGGUGGCAGUGCCCAUCAAGGUGGUGUCCAUCGAGGAGAACAGUGCUGUGACAGACAUCUCCGAGUCUGUGGAGUGCAAAUCCUCCGGGGAGGACGUCAUCAAAGUUUCUGACAGGUGUGACUACGUUUUUGUCAACGGCAAGGAGAUGAAAGGCAAGGUGAACGCUCUGGUGAACUUCACCUACCAGUACCUGAGUGCCCCCCUGCAGAUGACGGUGUGGGUGCCACGCCUGCCCCUCCAGAUCGACAUUUCCGACACUGAGCUCAGCCAGAUCAAAGGCUGGCGAGUCCCUGUGGUUUCCAACAAAAGGCCCACGCGGGACAGCGAUGACGAGGACGAGGACGAGCGCAGGGGCAGGGGCUGCACCCUGCAGUACCAGCACGCCAUGGUCAGGGUGCUCACCCAGUUCGUGGCCGAGGACUCGGGGCCCUGGGGACAGCUGAGCUACCUGCUGGGCUCAGACUGGCACUUUGACAUCACUGACCUGGUCAGGGACUUCAUGAAGCUGGAGGACCCGCACAUUGCCAGGCUGCAGGAGGGCAGGAUCCUGGUCGGCCGGGAAGUGGGGAUGACCACCAUGCAGGUUUUGUCUCCUCUGUCUGACUCCAUCCUGGCAGAGAAGACAGUGACUGUGCUGGAUGACAAAGUGACCAUCACAGACCUUGGGGUGCAGCUGGUGUCUGGGCUUUCUCUCUUCCUGCAGCCCAGUGCAGCCACCAGCAGGGCCAUUGUGGCCACAGCCGUUGCCCAGGAGCUGCUGCACACUCCCAAGCAGGAAGCCGUGGUGAGCACCUGGAUCCAGUUCAGUGACAGCUCUGUCACCCCUCUGGACAUCUACGACCCCAAGGACUUCUGGCUGUCGGCGGUGUCUCUGGACGAGGCCGUGGUCUCGGUGCACCAGAGCCCUGCCCUGAGGUGGCCCGUGGUGGCGGCAGAGGGCGAGGGCCAGGGCGCGCUGGUCAAGGUGGACAUGAUGAUCUCCGAGGCGUGCCAGAAGUCCAAGAGGAAGAGCGUGCUGGCCGUGGGCAGCGGCAGCAUCAGGGUGAAGUUCGGGCAGAACGACGCGGACACGGAGGCGGGCGGCGACUACGACGCCGACGAGAUCGAGAACCGCGCCAGCGACCGGCGCCACAAGGGCCCGGAGCCGGGGCACGACGGGCGCUACCACGGCGGCUCCUCGGCCGACAGGGACCCCGAGGGGCCCCUCAGGAAGGCCAGCACCACGGCCAAGUCCGUGCUCAAAAACAAAGUCAUCAAAAACAACCGCCUGGACGGCGGCAAGCUGUCGGACGACAGCCAGCUGCAGAACAUCCCCAUUGACUUCACCAACUUCCCCGCCCAGGUGGACCUGCCCAAAGGAGGUGCUGGCAUGGAGGACAACGACCUGGUGCAGACACCCCGGGGGCUCAGCGACCUGGAGAUCGGCAUGUACGCCCUGCUGGGCGUCUUCUGCCUGGCCAUCCUGGUGUUCCUCAUCAACUGUGCAACAUUUGCACUCAAGUACCGCCACAAGCAGGUGCUGGUGGAAGGACAGAGCACCAUGACGCACUCCCACGACUGGGUGUGGCUGGGCAACGAGGCCGAGCUGCUGGAGAACGCGGCGGACGCGUCGCCCCAGCAGGAUGAGCACACCACCAUCAUCGACCGGGGCUCGGGCGCCGAGGAGAGCAACCAGCUGCUGAACGGCAGCGCCCAGAAGAACACUCAGAGCCAGCUGCACAGGGCUGCAGACCCGGGGGGGAGGCUGGGCAAGGAGCACAAGGUGGAGCCUUUGCACUCGCCCACGUCCAAGAGGAAGCGGGUGAAGUUCACCACGUUCACCACCAUCCCGCCCGACGACGGCUGCCCCACCAUCAACUCCAUCCUCGGCAGCAAUGACGAUGACAUUAAGUGGGUGUGCCAGGACAUGGACCUGGGCGACUCCAAAGAGAUCAGAAACUACGUGGGGAAGUUCAAAGACAAAGCGUAG
Agelaius phoeniceus (red-winged blackbird) is the source of this 3117-nucleotide messenger RNA. The record is from RefSeq and is a predicted model, not a curated record. Lineage: Eukaryota; Metazoa; Chordata; Aves; Passeriformes; Icteridae.